This is a messenger RNA of Propithecus coquereli (Coquerel's sifaka), 2169 nucleotides long. RefSeq names its product N-acetylated alpha-linked acidic dipeptidase 2 (gene NAALAD2). Lineage: Eukaryota; Metazoa; Chordata; Mammalia; Primates; Indriidae. Gene Ontology annotation, molecular function: carboxypeptidase activity. Bases 1 to 2169 code for a protein of 722 amino acids. The record is from RefSeq and is a predicted model, not a curated record. The transcript has 19 exons.
AUGGCGAAGUCCAGGGCCCGUCUGUACCUUUGGAUGUGCUUGGCUGCCGCGCUGGCAUCUUUCCUGGUGGGAUUUAUGGUUGGCUGGUUUAUUAAGCCUCUCAAAGAAACAGCCACUUCAGUGUGCUAUCAUCAAAGUAUACGGUGGAAACUGGUAUCCGAAAUGAAAGCUGAAAACAUUAAAUCAUUUCUUCGUUCUUUUACAAAGCUUCCUCAUCUGGCAGGAACAGAACAAAAUUUGCUGCUUGCCAAGAAAAUGCAAACCCAGUGGAAGAAAUUUGGACUGGAUUCAGCCAAGUUGGUUCAUUAUGAUGUUCUCUUAUCAUACCCUAAUGAGACAAAUGCCAACUAUAUAUCAAUUGUGGAUGAACAUGGAAUUGAGAUUUUCAACACAUCAUACAUUGAACCACUACCAGAUGGGUAUGAGAAUGUUACAAAUAUUGUACCACCGUAUAAUGCUUUCUCAGCCCAAGGCAUGCCAGAGGGAGAUCUUGUAUAUGUGAACUAUGCUCGUACUGAAGACUUUUUCAAACUAGAAAGAGAGAUGAACAUUAACUGCACUGGGAAGAUUGUUAUUGCAAGAUAUGGAAAAAUCUUCAGAGGAAAUAAAGUUAAAAAUGCCAUGUUAGCAGGAGCCAUAGGAAUUAUCUUGUACUCAGAUCCAGCUGACUACUUUGCCCCUGAGGUACAGCCAUACCCCAAAGGAUGGAAUCUUCCUGGUACUGCAGCCCAGAGAGGAAAUGUGUUAAAUUUGAAUGGUGCUGGUGACCCACUCACUCCAGGCUAUCCAGCUAAAGAGUACACCUUUAGACUUAAUAUUGAAGAAGGAGUGGGAAUCUCUAAAAUACCUGUACAUCCCAUUGGAUAUAAUGAUGCAGAAAUAUUAUUACGCCAUUUGGGAGGAACUGCUCCACCAGAUGACAGCUGGAAGGGAAGUCUUAAUGUGGGCUACAAUAUUGGCCCUGGCUUUACAGAGAGUAAUUCUUUCAGUGAACAAAUGAUUUUAUAUCACUUAAGAAACAGGUAUGUUAUUCUGGGAGGUCACCGGGACUCCUGGGUGUUUGGAGCUAUUGACCCAACCAGUGGGACUGCUGUUUUGCAAGAAAUUGCCCAGAGUUUUGGAAAACUGAUGAGUAGAGGCUGGAGACCUAGAAGAACUAUCAUUUUUGCAAGCUGGGAUGCAGAAGAAUUUGGACUUCUGGGUUCCACAGAAUGGGCAGAGGAGAAUGCAAAAAUACUCCAGGAAAGAAGCAUUGCUUAUAUCAACUCAGAUUCAUCUAUAGAAGGCAAUUAUACUCUAAGAGUUGACUGUACACCCCUUCUUUACCAAUUGGUGUAUAAACUGACAAAAGAGAUCUCCAGCCCUGAUGAUGGUUUUGACGGUAAAUCACUUUAUGAAAGCUGGUUAGAAAAAGACCCUUCACCUGAAAAUAAAAAUUUUCCUAGAAUCAAUAAGCUGGGAUCGGGAAGUGAUUUUGAAGCUUAUUUUCAGAGACUUGGAAUUGCUUCAGGCAGAGCCCGUUACACUAAGAAUAAGAAAACAGAAAAGUACAGCAGCUACCCUGUAUACCACACAAUUUAUGAGACAUUCGAACUGGUAGAGAAUUUUUAUGACCCCACAUUUAAAAAACACCUUUCUGUGGCUCAAUUACGAGGAGCACUGGUAUAUGAACUUGCAGACUCUAAAAUCAUUCCUUUUAAUAUUAAAGACUAUGCAAAAGCUUUGCAAAAUUAUGCAACAAGUAUCUACAAUUUAUCCAAGAAGCAUGACCAACAAUUGAGAGACCAUGGAGUAUCAUUUGACUCCUUAUUUUCUGCUGUGAAAAACUUCUCAGAGGCUGCUUCAGAUUUUCAUAGAAGACUUACUCAAGUCGAUCUUAAUAACCCCAUUGCAGUGAGAAUCAUGAAUGACCAAUUGAUGCUGCUGGAAAGAGCAUUUAUUGAUCCUCUUGGUUUACCAGGGAGGCGGUUCUAUAGGCACAUCAUCUUUGCUCCGAGUAGCCACAACAAAUAUGCUGGAGAAUCAUUUCCUGGGAUCUACGACGCUAUGUUUGAUAUUGAAUAUAAAGCAGACCCUCAUUGGGCCUGGACAGAAGUAAAGAAACAUAUUUCUAUUGCAGCUUUUACAAUUCAGGCAGCAGCAGGGACUCUGAAAGAAGUGUUAGAAUAA